AAGGAUGGUUAUUCCCCUUUACUCAUUUCGUCUUACAGUAAGUCAGAUGAUAUGGUAGAAGUUGUAUUGUUAUUAUUAAAUCAUAAGGCUGAUAUUCAUUCAAAAAAUAAAGAAGAAUACACUGCUCUUCAUAUAUCUGCCUGGAAUGGUUUCUUAGAAACGGUAAAAAUUUUGUUAGAUUUUGGUGCCAAACCUGAGAUGCAAACAAUAGAUAAGAAUACACCAUUUACACUGGCUGCUCAUGGUACACAUCUCCAUAUUUUAGAGCUUCUUUUACCAUUAGGCUGUGAUGUUAACACUCAAGAUAAAGAUUUAGAUACAGCAAUCCAUUAUGCUGCUUACAAUGGGGAUAGUGAUUCUGUUAGAUUUCUAUUGCGUAAUGGUGCCCAAGCUGAUAUAAAAAAUCGAUUGGAUGUGACACCAUUAUGGAAUGCAGUAUAUUCAAAUUCUAUUGAUGUUGUGAAGUUGUUGAUCAAACAGAAUGUAACAUUAGAAACA
Lottia gigantea (owl limpet) is the source of this 498-nucleotide messenger RNA. RefSeq lists its product as hypothetical. NCBI's taxonomy places the organism in Eukaryota, Metazoa, Mollusca, Gastropoda, Lottiidae. The transcript has a single exon. The annotation marks the transcript as partial. Gene Ontology annotation, cellular component: cytoplasm. The record is from RefSeq and is a predicted model, not a curated record. Gene Ontology annotation, molecular function: protein binding.